AUGAGGCGCUUGCAGAGCCUGGGGAAUUCUGUGGGAAGGGCAGGUGCCUGCAGGGGUCGGCCAGGACUCGGACUGCACCGGCACCUCCGCCUUUCACCUUUCCAUGUGUGUCUUUGUGCUCGGUGCAGCGUGCUGUGCUCUCCAGCAGACUCAGGUGCGACGUGUGGCCAUGUUGGUCUGCCGGCCUAUACGGACCUGGGCGUCCAGAGCUGCACGGCCAGAUGGGUCUGUGUACACCCAGGGCUGGGGGUGGGGGGGUGGGGAGGAGUUCAAGAACAUGGAGUGUGUCCCUCAGAGAGUGCCGAUAUUGUUGGUCAGCCAAAGAUUUUCCUGUUCUUUGCUGCUUAA
Molecule: messenger RNA, 348 nt
Organism: Pipistrellus nathusii (Nathusius's pipistrelle)
Lineage: Eukaryota; Metazoa; Chordata; Mammalia; Chiroptera; Vespertilionidae
Source: the annotation of a GenBank genome assembly